AUGAUCGUUGGCCUAUCGUGGUAUCCGGCCGUGCAGCAGAUGAAGCUGGACUCGCACACAUUGCCCGACGUCAUGUUCCCACAACUCUUGUCGGCUGCAGCGGUGGUCGCUGUCUCGACAGCGGCGCCAAGUCCGCGGUCCUCGAAUGGAUACGCUGCGAUACCACUCACUUGGAAGUAUGGAGGCCUGCCCAAGAUCACGGCAGACAUCGUCUGGGGAACACCAGGGCAGAACUCUUCAGUGGAGACCGUUUUCGACACCGGCAGUGAUGGUUUCUGGGUCGCAGGGCCCGACAACCUCGCCUUUUACGGCUCCCGAUACAAGGGCAGCAGGGGCCCGUGCAACGAGACCCUCACACCGUUCUAUGACUGGACGGUCUCAACGACACACACUCCGGCAGUAGACUCUAUCGUCUCAUAUUCCUACGCCGGAAACGCGCACAUUGUCGAGACCUUCUACACCAUGAACGACACCAUCGGUUUCGCCCAGACCACUUACCCCAAGCUGCCAAACCGAAGGGUCUCGGUGUCCAACGAGACCUUGCUCGCAACAUGGGACGACACAACGUGCGCCGGAUAUAGCACCGACCACAGCAUCCUCGGCAUGGGUCCCGGCUCCGAUCUCCGCAGGGACCUCUUGGACGACGGUCUGGUAUCAUCAAACACCCUGAGCACAUGGUUCGACCAGGCACCAGAUGACCUCAAGGGCACCUACAGUGGCACGGCACUCAUCGGUGCCCUGCCGCCCAGCUCAAAGUACAGCGGCAGCCUCGUCACAGUCGGGUCGGACUGGACCGAAGGCAGCUACUACGCGACGACACCAGGGUUUAAGACAGCACCCCUAAACAACACCGGCGCCACGACCGUCAUUCCCCUAGAGUUUACCCCUGCGACCUGCCUCUUAGACAGCGGUAGCCCUAACCUAGAGCUGCCCAUCAGCACAGAGAUCGCAAACAUCACCGGACUCACCGUUGUCCCUUUCACAUCCGUCUUAGCGUACGAAGGCUCCUGCGAGUCGAUCCCGGCCUCGGCAACGCUUAACUUUGAUUUCAAGAACGUCACUAUCUCCCUGCCGUACAGGAACCUGGUGCGUGGCUACCUCGACGGUGUCGAGCCUGGGUAUUGUGUUCUGAGUGCGUUCCUCGGCGAGUCGAGCUGCACUCUCGGGGCUCCGUUCUUUUCGGCUGCUGUCGUUGUCUUGGAUGAUGCGAAGAAAGAGAUCUCUCUGGCUCAGGGUGGCAUCUCGACGAGAGCAUCCGAUGGUGCGAGCAGCCUGAGCGACGUCCAGGCAUUGGCCUAA
Molecule: messenger RNA, 1299 nt
Organism: Diaporthe citri
Lineage: Eukaryota; Fungi; Ascomycota; Sordariomycetes; Diaporthales; Diaporthaceae
Exons: 3
Coding region: 1-1299 (432 amino acids)
Biological process (GO): proteolysis
Molecular function (GO): aspartic-type endopeptidase activity
Source: RefSeq, a predicted model, not a curated record